Brassica oleracea var. oleracea is the source of this 1609-nucleotide messenger RNA. Its product is annotated as UDP-glycosyltransferase 75D1-like. The transcript has a single exon. Gene Ontology annotation, molecular function: UDP-glycosyltransferase activity. The coding region runs from base 739 to 1437 and encodes 232 amino acids. NCBI's taxonomy places the organism in Eukaryota, Viridiplantae, Streptophyta, Magnoliopsida, Brassicales, Brassicaceae. The record is from RefSeq and is a predicted model, not a curated record.
AUGAAUAACGAUAGUGAUCCAUCGAAGUCACUCACCAGACCACACUUUCUGUUCGUGACAUUUGGAGCACAAGGCCACAUCAACCCAUCUCUCGAGCUCGCCAAACGCCUAGCCGUAACCAUCACCGGAGCUCGAGUCACCUUCGCCGCCCCAAUCUCCGCACACAACCGCAAUAUGCUCUCCAAAGAAAACGCCCCCGAAACCCUAAUCUUCGCCACAUACUCCGAUGGCCACGACGGCGGCUUCAAAUCCUCUACUUCCUCCGACAAAUCUCGCCAAGACGCAGCCGGACAGUACAUGUCUGAGAUGAGACAGCGUGGCAUAGAAACCCUAACCGAACUAAUCGAAGAUAACCGGCGUCAAAACCGGCCUUUCACCUGCGUGGUUUACACCAUGAUCCUCCUCACUUGGGUCGCUGAGCUGGCGCGUGAGUUCCACAUUCCUUCUGCUCUUCUCUGGAUCCAGCCAGUAACCAUAUUCUCCAUCUUCUACCACUACUUCAACGGCUACGCAGAUGCAAUCUCAGAGAUGGUUAUUAAUAACAACCCUUCCGGUUCUAUUAAAUUACCGUCUCUGCCACUGUUCCGUCUCCGUGAUCUUCCUACCAUCUUCGUCCCUACAAACGCAUAUUCGUUUCUUCUCCCGGCGUUUCGAGAGCAGAUAGAGUUACUGAAGCAAGAGGAAAACCCUAUGAUCCUUGUCAAUAGUUUCUAAGAGCUUGAACAAGAAGCUCUAAGUAUGGUUCUUGAUAAUAUCAACAUCGUCCCCGUCGGUCCGUUGAUAACCUCAAGGACCGACUCCGGGGCUGAUGGUGAAUAUGACGAGUGGUUGGAUACGAAAAUAGAUUCAUCUGUGGUUUAUAUUUCAUUCGGGACGCUUGCCGUGCUGAGCAAGAAACAGCUCGUGGAGCUUUGCAAGGCGUUGAUACAGAGUCGGAGACCGUUUCUGUGGGUGAUUACGGACAAGUCUUACAGAAGUAAAGAAGAUGGUGAAGAGAAAGAAGAAGAGGUCAUAAGUAGCUUCAGAGAAGAGCUUGAUGAGAUAGGAAUGGUGGUUUCUUGGUGCGAUCAGUUUAGGGUUUUGAAGCACAGGUCGAUCGGUUGUUUCGUGACGCAUUGCGGGUGGAACUCGUCGCUGGAGAGCUUGGUGGCGGGAGUUCCUGUGGUUGCAUUCCCGCAGUGGACUGAUCAGAUGACGAACGCGAAGCUUUUAGAAGAGUGUUGGAGGACGGGUGUGAGGGUGGUGGAGAAGAAGGAAGGGGAAGAAGUUGUGGUGGAGAGUGGGGAGAUACGGCGGUGCAUUGAGGAAGUGAUGGAGGAGAAGGGGGAGGAGUAUAGAAGAAACGCGGCGAGGUGGAGAGAUUUAGCGGCGGGGACGGUGAGAGAAGGAGGAUCAUCGUUUAAUCAUCUCAAAGCUUUUGCAGACGAGCACAUGUGAGAUUUGAUCUAGAUAGAUGAAUUCAGUUUUGUUAUUUCCUUUUUGAUAUUUACAUCAGUUAAUUACUACGUUAUUUUUUUUUGUAACACUCUGGUUCUUGCACUUUUUCUCCUUGGGGUGAACCGUCUACCACCAUAUAUGUAUACAAAACAUUACGCAAAACAUUACGUUA